UUGUCUCUUUCGACGCACCUCCCUUGUGCAGUCACCGAAUUAUAUUUUUUUGAUUGACGCAGUAACGACCACGACCCUACCCCCUCUACCUCUCUCCGACCAUGUCUGAGAAAGAAGCAGUCGCCCCGGUACAUCACCGGAAGAACCAAUUCUUUGGUUUGACGGGUGACAAUCUCAUCCGCGCCAUUACCAUGACCGCUACGAUAUCGUACACCCUCUUCGGUUACGAUCAGGGUCUCAUGUCCGGUAUCAUCACUUCGGACCAGUUUAACACCGACUUCCCACAAACGAAGUCGACUGGUUCCACCGAUGUCCACCACGGUACUGUUCAAGGAACAGUCGUCUCCAUCUAUGAAGUCGGCUGUUUCUUCGGUGCCCUCGCCACCUUCAUCUGGGCUGAACACCUCGGACGGCGGCGAACGGUCCAAAUUGGCUGCGUCCUUAUGGUACUUGGGACGAUCAUUCAAAUCACCGCUAUCCGCGGCGCACACAAUUUCCUGCAGUUUAUGAUCGGUCGAACAAUCACUGGUAUUGGUAACGGCGCCAACACGUCAACUAUUCCGGUAUGGGUCGCAGAAACGACGAAAAGUCAUAACCGUGGUUAUCUCGUGUGUAUGGAAGCCGCUAUGGUCGCUGGUGGCACCGUCAUUGCGUACUGGGUCGACUUCGGUCUCUCCUACGUUCCCAGCAGCGUCGCAUGGCGUGUUCCCAUCGCUCUCCAGAUUGUUUUCGCCGUCGCUCUCUUCGCUGGUAUCUCAGUCUUGCCCGAGUCUCCCCGUUGGCUGCUUACUCACGGUUACGAAGAUGAGGCUGGAGAGAUUAUCGCAGCUCUCAACGAUGCACACCUCGAGGACGAGGGUACCCAGCGUGAUAUCCGUAUUAUCCUCGACGGUAUCCGUGCCGCCCAACAGGCCAGCGCCGGCGUCACGAACAAGGAUCUCUUCCACGGCGGCAAGAAGCAGCAUUUCCGUCGUAUCCUCAUCGGCGCUUCGAGUCAGAUCUUCCAGCAGCUCGGUGGUUGCAACGCCGUCAUCUACUAUGCUACCGUUUUGUUCGAAGACACCAUCGGCCUCGAGACCCGUCUUUCCCUCAUCCUCGGCGGUGUCCUCUCCAUCGUCUACGCUCUCUCCGCCUUCACCGCCUUCCUCGCCGUCGAACGUUUCGGCCGUCGUACUAUGUUCCUCGCCGGUACCUGGGGUCAACUCACCGCCAUGGUGAUCAUCUUCGCAUGCCUCAUCCCCGGAACCCCAGGUCCCGCCAAGGGCGCCGCGUUCGGUCUGUUCUUCUACAUCAUGUGGUUCGGCUCGACUUGGUUGCCUCUGCCCUGGUUGUACCCCGCUGAGUUGAACCCGUUGAGGGUGAGGACGAAGGCGAACUCGAUUUCGACGAUGUGUAACUGGAUCUUCAACUUCUUGGUCGUGCAGGUGUUGCCGACGAUGACGACUUCCAUCGGUUGGGCCACCUUCUUGAUCUUCGCCAUCGCCAAUGCCAUCUUCAUCCCCAUCAUCUACUUCUUCUACCCCGAAACCGCCGGCCGCACUCUCGAAGAGAUCGACAUCAUCUUCGCCAAGGCCCACGUCGAGGGCAAGAAGCCGACCCACGUCGCCAACGACAUGGAGAAACUCACGCAGACCCAAGUCGAGCGCGUCACCAACGCGCUCGAUAUCCACAACGUCCGCGGUGACGAUCUCGAGAAGGGCGGAAACCCCGCUGGAAAGCUCGCCAGUGGAGACUCGACGCCGAGUGAGACGAGUACACCGAAUGCGACGGGGUCUUGAGGUGUUUGAGUGAUAUUGAGUGAUCUGUUGAGUGGAUAGGAAAUGAAAGGAAGUUUGAUCUUUUUUGUCUCGAUUUCUUCGGGGCCGUCGGGUUUUUCGACGUGCCUCGCAUACAUACCCUGCUGCUGUAUCUCCCACAUUCAUCUUCCAUCCGUCUGACGCCCUCAUGCAUUCCACUUUUUGCUUCAUCCUCAUCCACCUAUCUCCCUUCUCUGUCAAUUCAUUAAUCCAUUCUAUGAUGCAAGCAACACCCUCUAUCCUGAUCACCAACCACCUUCGCAUUCUGAUGAUACUUAUUCGUUUCGUCUAUCCGCCUUCACCACCCCUGUACUUAUAAUUCGCCGUCUUGGCACUCCAUCUCAAGCGUCGCUCCAUGGUCUCACGAACCCAAACUUACUUGCGCAUCGGCAUACGUACUGACUGCUCGCAUGAUUU
This is a messenger RNA of Stereum hirsutum FP-91666 SS1, 2213 nucleotides long. RefSeq names its product general substrate transporter. Gene Ontology annotation, molecular function: carbohydrate:proton symporter activity. Bases 102 to 1778 code for a protein of 558 amino acids. Gene Ontology annotation, biological process: carbohydrate transport; transmembrane transport. Lineage: Eukaryota; Fungi; Basidiomycota; Agaricomycetes; Russulales; Stereaceae. The record is from RefSeq and is a predicted model, not a curated record. Gene Ontology annotation, cellular component: membrane. The transcript has 8 exons.